AUGCUUCGAAGGCCGUUAACAUGUCUAAUACGAUCUCAAAGAAGCUUUGGCUCCACCAUUGUUAUUCGUACAGCUAAACGCUGUCCUGUUCUAUGGUAUUAUGCAUCGGACGUGCCGCUUACCAAACCACACGAUCCCAGCUACAAACCUGGCAAGCCGGCUUCAAAGUUCGUCAAAUUCUCAGUUAGUGACUGUGAAAGAUUAGAGAGGGCUUUUCAGGGUUGGAAGGAAUCACAGCGCAAAUUGGAAGAUGUUGUGAGCGUUCCAGUGAACGAGGACUUCCUGUUCCAAGUUGAUGUUCCCAAGAUGGAACUCAAGUCAACAUAUUGGCGCGGCCCUACUUAUGAAGUGCGUCGCGGCGUGUGGUUUGAUAGUUCUAAUGUCCCUUUGCCCAGCGAAGUUACUGCUGAGCUAGAGCUGUACUAUCUGAAGCUAAACUUCAAGUCUGAUGAUGAGAAUGCACAGGACGUGUUCAAACUCUCCCACAGAUAUGGGGAAUACAAGCUUGUUGUGUUUACUGACCAGAAAACAGCUUACUUGCUACCACACCUUGAUGGUGGAGACCUACAGUUGAAGCUUCUGAGAGCGAACAUUGGUGCUCUUCAAGGUGAGAAAAUCACCAGAGCAGGCGAUGAUGGUAGUCCUCCAAUGGAUGUUGCUGCAGCUGCUAAGAAGAAAAUCGAAAAUGGCAUACAAAGCAAGGCUGCACAGUUAGGCAACAUCUCCGACUUGAUCAGCUGGGAACUGCCCGGUGUUUUUGGGAUGACGAAGGAUAAGGACACAGAAAAAGGAACCGAUGAUGGCUCAAAUGUGCUCAAAAGAGAGAUCGAGACUGAUUACGAUAGUCAAGCCACUACUUCUCGCCGCAAGGUCGACCAUUUAGUAUUUUGCGUACAUGGUAUUGGUCAGACUCUCGGUAAGAAGUACGAGUAUGUUAACUUCACGCACACAGUCAAUGUGCUACGAUCCAACCUAAAGAAGGUCUACAGCGAGUCUAAACAAUUGAAAAACCUGAACAAAGAAAGGGGAGCAGACGAUUGGAAGAACAACUGUGGUAUUCAAGUUUUACCUAUUACCUGGAGACAUACAAUAGGUUUCCAAACCGAUGCCACUAAACCGAAUGACGAGUACCCUGAACUACCGACUCUAGCAGACAUAACUUUAAAUGGCAUACUGGGACUACGAAGGCUUCUGGGAGAUAUCGCUCUUGAUAUCUUACUGUAUGACGAACCAUUCUACAGAGAACGCAUACUUUCGGAAGUUCACAGACAUUUGAAUGAUGUGUACCGUCUCUACAGAGAAAGAAAUCCGGAAUUCAAUGGCGACGUUCACCUUAUUGGCCACUCACUGGGAAGCUUGAUCCUUUUUGACAUUUUAUGUGAGCAGGAUAAGUACAGAUUAGACUUCAGUGUGAAGAACUACUACUGCAUUGGUUCGCCUAUUGGUGUCUUCAAGUUAAUCCAGAGAACAAAGAUUCAGGCCGCUUGUGAAGAAGAACGGAAAUCCUCUGCAAAUGUUCAAAAACCGAAGUGCGAGAACUUGUAUAACCUGUUUCACAUUUGCGAUCCGAUAUCGUACAGAAUAGAGCCUUUGGUGGAUUUAUCUAUGGCGCAAUAUCAACCUGCUAUCAUUAGUCACUGGUCUACGGGAGAGGGCAUUGCAUCUCGGGUGAUGGAGAUUGGAGGAAGUAUAUUAAAAGACAUUCCCGGCGCAGCCAUUAAAGGUGGUAAUACGAAAAAGGAUAAGUCGAUGUUGCCACUAGACGUAGCGCAGCGAUUAAUGAACCUGAAUCAUACCGGCCGCCUCGAUUAUUCUUUAACACCUGGUUUUCUGGAAGUGGACAUCAUAUCUGCGGCGAAGGCUCAUGUGUCAUAUUUUGAAGAUCUCGAUGUAGCCGGAUUUAUUCUGAAGGAGAUGCUGAGCAAGCACAAUAGAAGGCACCAUGUCAUUGUAACCAAAGAGAACCUCCCAUCCAUUGACUAG
Torulaspora globosa is the source of this 1983-nucleotide messenger RNA. It is a transcript of the gene DDL1, whose product is annotated as putative carboxylic ester hydrolase. The transcript has a single exon. Bases 1 to 1983 code for a protein of 660 amino acids. The record is from RefSeq and is a predicted model, not a curated record. Gene Ontology annotation, molecular function: metal ion binding; glycerophospholipase activity. Gene Ontology annotation, cellular component: cytoplasm. NCBI's taxonomy places the organism in Eukaryota, Fungi, Ascomycota, Saccharomycetes, Saccharomycetales, Saccharomycetaceae.